Molecule: messenger RNA, 2217 nt
Organism: Coccinella septempunctata (seven-spotted ladybird)
Lineage: Eukaryota; Metazoa; Arthropoda; Insecta; Coleoptera; Coccinellidae
Product: vesicle-associated membrane protein 2-like
Exons: 5
Coding region: 281-745 (154 amino acids)
Biological process (GO): vesicle-mediated transport; vesicle fusion
Cellular component (GO): SNARE complex; plasma membrane
Molecular function (GO): syntaxin binding; SNAP receptor activity
Source: RefSeq, a predicted model, not a curated record
CCCUCGGAUACGCGGAAAUAAUAAUGAUAAUAUUCGUGACUGACGGGAUUUUCCAGCACCACAGAAUCGGAUUUAGGCGUUUCGUACCAGGAAAAAAGAUCCUCCCCGUCAAUUUAUUCAUUAAUGAAACAUCGCCACUGACCUACGGCAAGUUCGUAUCGUUCUCUGUGUGCUGCGCGUGCCUCAUACGGCAUUGUGACGUCACGUACAUCAAUACGGAAGAUUCGGCCAUAGUUUCGUGUUGUGGACGGCGAUAUUAGUUAAAAACACAUUUUAGAAGAUGUCCACUGGGGACUCGUUAGGAGCACCGGCUGCUGGAGGUGGCGAAGAUGGGAUCGUCGGAGGGCCUAGAACGCCCCAGCAGGUGGCGGCCCAAAGAAGGCUCCAACAGACCCAGGCCCAAGUAGACGAGGUUGUCGACAUAAUGAAAACCAACGUGGAAAAGGUCCUGGAGAGAGAUCAGAAGCUAUCGGAACUCGACGAUAGAGCAGAUGCCCUUCAACAAGGAGCUUCGCAAUUUGAGCAGCAGGCAGGAAGACUCAAAAGAAAAUUCUGGUUACAAAACUUAAAGAUGAUGAUUGUCAUGGGACUUAUUGGAUUGGUGAUUUUAGCUAUUAUUGUCAUGAGAUUCAUGCCAGAGGAAAAGCCUCCAAACCCUUAUGCCCAGUACUAUCCCCCACCACAGCCACCAGUACCAGUACAGCCUGCGCAAGGGUCAGGAACACCUGCUCCACAAACCGGUUAAAUCUAGUCAUUUUCAUAUCACACACAACCGAAGGAAAAUUCUUUUUUCUCUCAAUCAUCAUUUCAUUAGAUAUAUCGAAGGGGGGGAAUGUUUAGAAGGGAAAAAUCACUUUAGGAACAAUCUAAAAGAGCAAGAUAAUCACUCACAAAUAGUCAGAAAUAAUGGGUUACCAAAAAACGUUGCAAAUAUUGGAAAAAAAACCUAGUGGCCCUAAACUGAACAUUCUCUCCACUCGUUGAACGAUUUGUGCCAGAGAUAAAAUCCAAAUUAUUCGAAAACUGAGACCAAAACUACCACAGCACGACAGGAAUCAAAUCGAUCAUUUUACAUCCCAAAUUCCACGAUUCUGUUAAACGAACAACAAAGCCAGACAGACACGAAUAUAUAUUUCCAGGAAAUUUACGAAAUUUACUCUGGCCUCCAACCCUGCACUUUUUUUUUAAUUGUGAAAAUGCAAUUUUAUAUAAGACAUACUUUCCAUUCACAACAAUACAAUAAAAAAAUAACCCCAGACGAAAUUGAUAUCGAUUUUAUUAGGUGACUUUUCUUUGUUGAAUAAUGAUAAACGAAACUUUUGAUGUUAGGAAUAAAUCUAAUAAAUGGUUAUCUUCAAUACUUGUUCAUUCAUUCACUGAUGUUACUUCAAAAUUCACGUUUCCUAAAUCUAAUUUACGAUAUUUCUUAAUUCUACCGUUAAUAUUUACUUGUUAGUAUCAGAAUGAGCUACACCAACUUGUAAAAAAAAAUUAUUUGUGUGAAUACAUAUGUGUAAGAUAAUUCAAUAUGUAAAUAAUACUCACUGGUCUUCAGAGCAUACAAUAAUAUUAUAAAGAUAUAUAGAUUAGGGAAUAUUUGGAUGAAGUCACAUUUGUUAAUGCACCAUAUACAAGGCAAGGUGAAACAAUCUUUGGUAGUUGAAAAAUUAACAAUAACACCAAAAUUUAUAGUCUAAACCUGGUCUGGCAACUUGCCCUGUAUAUGUGGCGUAUAUUUGAUGUCUUAAUGCGGUUUAAACAAUAAUAUAUAUUGAAAAACAAUGAAAAUGGUGGAUGCCACCCUUUAACAAGCUUUACAGUAGAAAUUCUCUACAAGGCACUUAAUACCAAAGUAUAGACUGAUCGGUCUUAUAAAGCUUGAACCUUCACUAUAAAAAGAUGGAUUAGCAGAGGUAAAUAGUGGUUAGAACUAGAAAUUGGUGGAAUGAAAAUAGGAAAAUAUAGAAUAUAAGAGGAAUGGUGAAAGUUCUUCGAAACAACUAUAGCAAAAAACCUAAUACAUUUGUUUUAAUUCAAAGGGUUAUUAUUCGUUCGUUGCUCUAUUUGAUCAGUUGGAAUCUAGUAACCGAAGUUUAUACUGUGUAGAUUUCGCAUACUAUAUUGAAUGUAAAAGAUACUCAAUUUAUUAUUUCCAGAAAUGCAUAUUUGUUUAUUACGAAGAGUAUAUCGAAAUUGAAUAAAAAUGUUGAAAAUCAA